CAGUGGCUUCUCCGUGGUGUAGCUCACAGUAUUCCCAGCUACAAUCAGCUGACCCCAAUGAUGGCCAUGAGAAGGGCAAUAUUUUGGGAAUUGUAACUUUGGAACAAAUAUUGCAGCACCGAAGAGGCUGCUGCGUGAUAUGAUUGGAAGCUGUCGGCAGGCGUCAGUGCCUAGAAGGGGCGUGGUCUCACGAAUAGUUCCUGUCGCAUGACCGUGUCAGGUGAAUGCAAUCUGGCGGUGACAAUGGUUGCUGCACAAAGGCUUAUUACCGGCGCUUUUCUUUGCUCUUUGGCCACUCUUUUGCCGUUAGGCUCCUCGCGUUAUGCUCCUAACUGGGAAUCGCUAGACGCUCGGCCGCUGCCCCCUUGGUUCGAUGAGGCCAAGUUCGGGAUAUUCCUGCACUGGGGGGUGUUUUCGGUGCCCUCCUUUGGCAGCGAGUGGUUCUGGUGGAACUGGCAGCACGAGCGCUCGGAUGCCUAUGUCAAGUUCAUGGAACGCAACUACCGGCCGGGCUUUACCUAUGCAGACUUUGCAGCUCAGUUCACCGCAGAGUUUUAUGACCCGGACGCCUGGGCGCAACUAUUCCAAGCCGCGGGGGCCAAGUAUGUUGUCCUGACCACCAAGCACCAUGAAGGUUUCACAAACUGGGGCUCUCCUGUGUCUUGGAACUGGAAUGCAGUAGAUGUUGGUCCACACCGUGACCUGGUUGGAGACUUCAGCAAUGCAUUAAGAAAACGGAACAUAAGUGUUGGUUUGUACCACUCUUUAUUGGAAUGGUUUCAUCCCCUUUAUUUACUAGACAAAAAAAAUGACUUCAAAACCCAGUAUUUUGUUUUUUCGAAGACAAUGCCUGAGCUCUAUGACUUGGUUAACAGAUAUAAACCAGAUCUGAUCUGGUCAGAUGGAGAUUGGGAGUCACCUGACACCUACUGGAAUUCCACUGACUUCCUGGCUUGGCUCUAUAAUGAUAGUCCUGUCAAGGACAAUAUUGUGGUAAAUGAUCGGUGGGGCAGUAAUUGCUCAUGUUAUCAUGGAGGAUACUAUAACUGUGCUGAUAAGUUUACACCCAGCAGUUUGCCAGCACACAAAUGGGAAAAGUGCACCUCUGUUGAUACAUAUUCCUGGGGCUACAGGCGUAACAUGCAAGUAAACCAGCUAAUGAACGAAAGAAACAUAAUUGCGGAACUAGUAGAGACUGUGAGCUUUGGAGGAAAUUAUCUAUUGAAUGUUGGUCCCAGUAAGGAGGGGCUUAUAGUUCCCAUCUUUCAGGAAAGGUUAUUGGCCGUAGGAAAGUGGCUGGCAAUUAAUGGAGAAGCAAUUUAUGCAUCCAAACCUUGGCGUGUACAAAUGGAGAAAUCAACAGUUACCGUUUGGUACACCUCUAAAGGUAACAAUGUCUACAGCAUAUUCAUGUCCUGGCCAGAGGAUAAUGUUCUAAAGCUGCAGUCCCCCAAAUCAACAUCCCAAGCUACAGUGACCUUGUUGGGGCUGUCUGGACAUCUUACCUGGAAACAAAGUCCUGAUCUUGGACUAAUUGUCUCACUGCCACCAUUACCUCCAGGAGCAUUCCCAGUGGAAGCUGGCUGGGUUCUUAGACUGGAAGGAGUAAAUUAAUUUUGGUUUGAGGAUAAAUCUAUUAAUUAUCAAAGACCAGAGCAGCACUACUUUAAUGAAUGUCAGUUUUUGUUUAAAUCGGGUACAAUUUUGGAGAGGCUAAUUUUGAGCUACGUAUGUGAUUUAUUGUCAUUUUUUUAAAGGAAUGAAAAUUUGCAGAAAUGUGAUUAUUAUUCUUUUGUUACUUUUUUUUGUAAAACAGUGAUUUUCUGACAGAACUAGAUGAAGCAUUACAAGUUGAUUCUGUUUGUUAAAGACAAUGUUAUAGCAUGUUUAUGUCAUGCAAGAUUGAUGUAGUAGUGAUGUCAGAUCUAAUUGCUUUUCCCGACCUGUGCCUUAUUUCCUGCAGAAAAAAAAUGAUUGCUCAUAUGGGAAGUUCAUUUAAUUUCCAGGGACGGAUUUCCUUCACGGCGCCCCUAGGGCACGCAGUCCUAACAUCCGUCCACAUUUGCACGUGUUACCCCUACUUUCCUGCCCAUGACCUGCAUUUUACAUUAAAACUGUAGGUGAUAUAUUCCUACUUCAGGUACCAUGUGGUUUUAUGCACCUCAUUUUAUGAUACAGCUUCAGGUAACACAUGGUUCGAUAGAGCCUCAUUUUCAUUCUGCAAAUAUUUAAACAUUUGUUAACUACUUUUCUCUUUAUUGGACAGUAUACCAAUGUACAAGAGUAGAGAUAUUUCAGAGGCCAGUAUAUCAUUCCUUUCGCUUUAUUACAUUCUCUUUUAAUUCACCGAUAUACAAAAGUUAUCCAUUUAUAUUGACUGAAGAAGGCACCAGGGGAGGCUUACCAUUAAUUAUUGUCCUUUAAGGAAUUCACUAAUAGGAACCAAACAAUAGAUGUGAGUACCUCCAAAAAGUAGAACUAGUAGAAUAGGCUAUGAGUGCCCCCGAGAGAUAAGUGCCCCAACAGGCACGGAAUGCAUUAAGCCAUUUUCUAACAUGUUCGGAGGUACUCACCGCUAUGGUUUGGUUCUUAUGUACAUGCACUGUAAAAUGGCAACGGUUUAACAAUGUAAUAUUGUCUUUACACUGAUUAGAAAAGACAGAGACGCUACAAAAACUGUUUAAACUUAUACUGAGUAUUGUAACAUCCUCCUUUAUAAACCUGUUGUUCCUGUUUUGUAACAUAAUCUGCAGACAUUCUUAUGCUAUCUCUACCACCAUCACUUCCUCAUUACAUGGAACAGUUCCCCUUGCCUUCCUGCAGGUUUGUGGCUUAUUUUCAAUCCGCGAUUAGGGUUUGGUUUUUGAAUUUAUGGACUUCAUGACAUAAGUCACUGGUGAAAUGUAAAUUUAUACUAUGUGACAAAAUGUCUACAAAUUAUUAUUUUUGAUUGUUUUGUUGUAAGAGGGAAAGAAAGGGUAAAAUUACUUUUUUGAAAAUACUGUUUCUAUUAUAAUAAAGAUACUUUUUUCAUAUA
This is a messenger RNA of Xenopus laevis (African clawed frog), 3037 nucleotides long. RefSeq names its product alpha-L-fucosidase 1 S homeolog (gene fuca1.S). Gene Ontology annotation, molecular function: alpha-L-fucosidase activity; fucosidase activity. Bases 208 to 1614 code for a protein of 468 amino acids. The transcript is spliced from 9 exons. Gene Ontology annotation, biological process: fucose metabolic process; carbohydrate metabolic process; glycoside catabolic process. Gene Ontology annotation, cellular component: lysosome. The record is from RefSeq and is a predicted model, not a curated record. NCBI's taxonomy places the organism in Eukaryota, Metazoa, Chordata, Amphibia, Anura, Pipidae.